Alosa sapidissima (American shad) is the source of this 8590-nucleotide messenger RNA. Its product is annotated as interphotoreceptor matrix proteoglycan 2-like. The record is from RefSeq and is a predicted model, not a curated record. The transcript has 18 exons. Gene Ontology annotation, molecular function: hyaluronic acid binding; heparin binding. Lineage: Eukaryota; Metazoa; Chordata; Actinopteri; Clupeiformes; Clupeidae. The coding region runs from base 1687 to 6981 and encodes 1764 amino acids. Gene Ontology annotation, biological process: visual perception.
UUACUCUCUCAGUUAAGUAAACAGUUCAUUAGCGCAGUAAUUGAAGUAGCUGAAAAGAAAUGUCUGAACUCAUCUUACAGGACAACAGCUGCUGUGCUACCUGCCUUGGACCAAAUGGAUAGAUAGAGAUACUUUAUUUAUCUAGAAGGAAAUUAAGGAAAAAUACCCAGUGUAGUUUAUAGGCCCUUAUCCUGUGAUUUUCACUUUAGACACAUCAGGUGGGGAUUACUCCACUGUUGUCUGUCUGGGGUCUGACUAAGGCAAGUAUUACUACAGACUUAUUUAUUAUUAGACCGAGACAGACCCAAGAAGAUACUACACUCAACCAGACAAGAAUAGAACAGAUGCUUACCUCACAAUCUGAUCUGUUUUGCAUUGCCUGUUACUAGAAGUGAGCUUUUGUUUGACCUGUGCAGGUCAACCUCUGCUGUCUUUUUGACUUCACCACCAGUGUUGGCGAAAUGUCAAACCCCUUACAGGACAGACGUUGUUCUAAGAGUGAACAAUAGCAUUUACAGCAGACAAUCUGUCACAAACAGAGAACGGAAACAGCAGAGAGAGUCAAUCACGGUAGGUGUGAUUCCAAGACUAAACCUUGCCGACCUUUCACACUCGCACCUUGACCUCCCAUUCCUGAUGGAAUCUGGUCCCUGUCAAAGUGAAUUUCAGCGGAUUAAGUCGCAGUGAAAGACCACCUGGCACCCGCUGAGCUGACCUGGAGCGUCAGGAUACACACAUAUCCCCGCAUCAAUCCCCACCACAGUGGCACGCCACGCACUCGGACAAACUCACCGGCACAGACCAGACAGACCAGACUGUCAUCCUGACCUGCUUUUUGGUUCUGGUGGUGGACAGGUUUUGCUUUUGCAAAGAUGUUAUUCAGAAUGGUACUUUUUGUCCAUGGCGAGUGCUUCUCUUGCUAUGUCACUCCCAUUAUAACUAGGACUAUCUGGCUGGGAUAUAGGUUAAUGCAGCACAACUGAAAGACAAUGUGAUGUAAUACAGUUUAAGUGAUUUAAUAUAUCAACUGAAAUGUGUAUUGAGAUUACAAUUAUUAGUCAAUGUAUUUACAAUGAAAACAAAAAAACAGGGACAUGUAACACGUGGAAACAGGAGAAUCAGUAGGGGGCUAUUUCUGUGCUAGAUUUGCUAUACAGUAUAUAACCAUUAUCCAUGAUAUCAUGAGCAUAUCAUGAACUGCUAUACGUUGCAGGGAUUAGAUCCUAUUUUGACCACAGAUUAUACUCUGAAUUAUGGAAUUACAUCAAUAGUAAUUAUAAUGUCACUUCACACUAAAAUAGAUCAUUAUAGGAGCCCAUAGGCUUAUAGCUGCUCAGUGUCCACACAUUGUUUCAAGAUGGCAAUUACAAUAUAUCACUGACUUCUGUAGUGGCUCACUUCAAGGGCUUAACCAAUAGGAUUAGAGGGCAAACAGAUCUUGUAAAGUCCUAUCUGCUUAUCUGCACUGGAGCUGUCUUCAGUAGAGAAGGAGCUUCCCUUAGGAAACAGGGGACAACCCCCUGAAAAGAAAUGGAAUAAAGAGUAAUAUGGUUUGCAUAGAUUUUCGGGCCAUGCAAUUUUGUGUAUGGGAAGUUGCCUAUCAACACUAUAUUAAAGAGCUCAGAAGAAGGUAUAGGUAAAAUAGAAGUUUUUUGAGAAUUGAGUGUUUCGGAGUAUAGCUCUACAAUGCCAGGCCUUUCUUGGAUUUCUUGGAUGUUGACGGUGGCGGUUUUAACAGGAGUCUUUCACAUCUUCACAGGUAGGUAUUGCCACAUUCUCACCUGUAUCAUCGAACCAAACCAUGUGGAGUUUGAGCAACAUCUCACUUUUCCUUUCCUGUUUUUAGAUGCUUCGGGUGGAAUUCAUGUGGACACUUUGUUACAGAGAUACGACCAGGCAAACUCUUUGGAUACCACUCGAGCUUUAUUGACUCAGUCAAUUUCAAAGGCCCAUACAUAUAAUGAGAGAGGGGCAUUAUCCCGAAGAAAACGAGAUAUAUUGUUCCCUAAUGGAGUUAAACUUUGUUCUCAAGAAACCGUUCAGCAAGUAAUAGAUAAUCACCUGAGCUACUUUCACCUAAGAGUGUGUCAGGAGACUGUGUGGGAGGCCUUCAAGAUCUUCUGGGACCGUCUGCCAGAGCGAGAUGAAUACCAGGUCUGGAUGGACAGAUGCCAAGAUGGCAGCGCCAGUGUGUUUGAUAUUGGCAGAGGUUUCAGCCAGUCAGAGGAGCAUCUCACCCUUGUGCAAAACAGAGUGUUAAUGGCUUCAUCCACUAGACCAGACUCAACUGCUUCUCCAAAAGAGGAAACCAUCCAAACCACCACUUUGGAAGACAUACAGAUGGUGGUGACAGACCUUGAAGGGGACAGUGCUCCAGACCCCCCUUUAGAAACAGAAGUAGAGCAGGCCACUCCAGAGCCUGCAGCAGAGGAGGUCAGUGAGGGGCCUAUUGCUGGCACUGAUCUCCAUGAAACACCUGAGGACACUGAUGCGAUAAGUCCCGAGACCACAGAGGAGGCUGUCGAGCAAGCUGCUGUUGAGGAGAUAAGCCCGGUGGAUAUCUCAGAGAAAGCUGAGGAUGCUGUUAAGGACGUCGUCCCAGAUGUCACUGCGGAAGCCUCUGAGGAAGAGAUAACCGAGGAAACGCCGGAGGACACAGAGGCAGUUGGUGAAGAGGUCUCUGAGGAGGUCUCUGAUGACGAUAGAGGCGUGUUGAAGACAGCUGAGGAAGCAGAUUCUGAGGGUGCAUACGGCGCUCCAGAGGUUGGUGAGGUCAUUGUUGAGGCUGAGGAGGAAACAGCAGAGCCUACAGAAGGCAUACAUGAGGAGGCCGUUUCACCUGAAGAGGAUACGGCAAUAGAAGAAUCACCUGAUGAAGGAGAAGAGGAAUCAAUAGAGGAAGUGGUACCUUCAGAGGAGACAGUUGAAGAGGUUGUAAUUGAGUCGGAAUUACCUGAACAGGUUGUAACUGAGGAGGCAAUACCAGAGGAAAUUGAAACUGUGGAAGAAGAACCUGAGGAGACUGUAACUGAAGUGGAAGAACCUGAAGAGUCUGUAACAGAAGAAUUACCUGAGGAAGCUGUCCAUGAGGAGGAAUCACCUGAGGAGGUUGUGCCUAUUGAAGACGACUUACCUGAAGUAGGCGUAGAAGAAGAACAAGAUGAGGUUGCACCUUCAGAAGAACUGUCCACAGAGAAGGAUGAUCAUACAGCCACAGAGGACACACUUGUAGAGGCUGAAUCUGAUGUUGUCGAGGAGGCUCAGGAAUCUGAGGCUGAGGAAACACCUGAAGACACCACCUCUGAAAUCUAUGAAGAGGAGAUAACAGAGACUGCUGAAGAAGAUGCUCCGUCGCCAGUUGCAACUGAAGACACAGCAGGCGCCCCAGAAGAGGUCACACCUGAAGUCACUGAAGAAGAAGUCGUACCUGAAACAGCAGCAGUGGAAACAUCAGAAGAAGAACUACCAGAAGCUGAAGAGGCGGCGGCAGGUGAGGAUGAGGAUGCUGCCUCACACACACCUGAAGGUGCACCUAUUGAGGAGGCAGUCGUUGAAGACACAGGUGAGACUGCUGUAGACGAAGUAAUCCCAGACACGACUGAGGAGGAUUCACCUGAGGAUGCCACAGAAGAAAAUGCGACUGAGGUUGAUAACCCACCUGAGAUUGUGGUAACUGAUGAUGCACCUGAGACUGUUGCGGAGGAGGAUGGAUCUGACACUGUAGCAGAACCGGAAACCGAAGCUCCAGGAUCUGAAGAAGUUACAGUCCAAGAAGACAUAGAAGACAUUGCAGUGGAGGAGGAACCACCUCAAACUAUAGAGUCUGUGGAUAUCACUGAGGAACCCACUACAACAACAACAACUGAAGCACCUAUGGAAGAAAUCAUACCAGAGGAGGAAAAUAUGAUCACCAACGAAAUUGAUGACAUCGUGGCAAGGCCUAUCAGACCAAUGGGAGAGCACAUAGUGGAGCUCAGCGUCAAGCUAAAGGGGGAAUUUUAUGACGACGCCCUAAGGGACCCGUCCAGUUAUUUCUACCAGCGGCUGGCCGACCAGUUUACACAGAAGAUUGAGGAUGCAUUCGAGCGACUUCCUGGUUUCAGGAGUGUGUUUGUGCUCGAGUUCAGGCCACAGAAGGAUAUCCAAGGUGGACUUGGAGUGGUGGUCCACUAUGCAAUCACUCUAGAGGGUGAUAGAGCUGGACUGAGCAACGAAACCAUGGACUACAUCACCCUUCAGUCCAACUUUGUGGAGGACUCCUAUCAUGAGCCAGAUGAGAUACCCACGGUGGUCUACACAAUCACAGAUUUCCGCAACUACAUCACAGAGGCCCUGCACAAAGAGAACUUUAUUGGGAACACCACGCUGGACGUGGACCCGGAUUCUCUCCAACUAGAGAAUGUUGAGACUUUGCUGCCAGUCAGACCAACAGGCAGAGCCAUUGAUUCUAAUAACCUGGACGAUGUUCUUGCUGCUGAAAAACCCCCUGAGGUUCCUGGACAGGACAUCACUGGCAAUGACCUCUUUCUGAAAAAAGAGGACUUCCUGUUUGACCCUGUCCAUCCAUAUGACCCAUGGGUGGGCUCUCAGAGCGAUGUGGCCAGUGAAAAUGACGUCCUUAGCCUAGAAGAGUCGUUUACCCUGGCUCCAGCAUCUACAAAGGGAGAUGUUGCAGAUGAAUCCCUGGACUUUGGCUCGGGCUCUGGGUUUUCCGGGGAUGAGCAGGGUCCCGACGUCUGGCCGUGGGAGCCAGAAACGUCCCCGCUGGACGAAGAUGACUCAGAUGUGACUGAGAGCCUGGAAAAGCCGGAGGCUCCACAUGAACUAGAGCAGGAGGCAACACCAGAGCAAGAACCGGGAGAAGAUUCAGCCAUCGAGGAGCCGUUUUUGGAACACAGACUAGUGACUCAGGACAUCCGCACUCACCCACAGUACAUAACCACCGACCAGGCCCCCGUGCGCUGGACCAUGGAAACACUGAACGUGGAGCUUUCCAUGCAGACAGUGGAAGCUUCAGGGAUGUACGAUGACUACUAUCCAAGCGAGCCAACGGUUAUGUACUUCUCAGUCACCGACGUACCUCUCCCCGAGGAACCUCCUACAUCUGAGGUAGUGCUCAUUGAACAGUCUCCAGAGGUUGCAGUAACAGAGCCUAGCCACAAUAUGGAAGCCUUGGAGGUCACCCCCCAGGACACCUCCGCUAUUGUGUCUGAAGACCAAGAGGCUACUGAAGAUGUUAGAGAUGUUGAUGCCGAGUUACCUGCUGCUGUAAGUGUCGAAGAAGUUGUUGUGGAAGAGCAUGACUUUGACCCUGAUGAACAACCAGAGACUGGGGACCUGAUAGUUAUUGACGACAACAUUGCUGAGGAUGAUGGAGGUGUUGAGAUUCUGGAGGAGACAGGAAAGGACAUCGAGCUCCCAACCUCUGAAAGUUCCCCUGGUGACAUCUCGAACGAAGACCUCACAGAGGACGAGAUGAUUUCCGUGAGUGUGGCGACCGCGCUCCCAGCGCCCACCACAACCACCCAGUCCACCCCACUCUCUCCAGAGAAGGAGUCUCCUUUCACCCGUAUAUCCGACACGAACCCUGAUGACGAAGAAACAUCGGCCAUCUUUCCAUCAACCACCGAGUUCCCUCUCAUUAUGGAGGAGGCCAGCGAUGAGACUCCACUGUAUGGCAUUGACACAGAGUCAUACAUCUACUUCGAUGAGACAGAGCCUUUAGAGGAGGAAGGUGAUGAUGACUCUUUGAUGAUGCUUUAUGAACCCACUUCAUCUGUCACUGUCAACAUUACACAUGAUGCCUCAGACCUCAUAUCCUUUGGCGACUCUGAAGAUGACAGUACCAUGGAGAUACCCACUCCAGAUGCGCAUACCAUGGAUGUCACUGAGAUGGCCAGCAUAGCCAUGCCAAUCAACCCAGGCAAAGCUCUGAUGGUGUUCUUCAGCCUGAGGGUGACCAACAUGAGGUUCUCGGAUGAUCUUUUCAACAAGAGCUCUGCUGAGUACAAGUCCCUCGAACAGAGGUUCCUUGAGCUGCUUGUUCCUUACCUGCAAUCCAACCUGAGCAACUUUGAGAACCUAGAGAUCCUUAACUUCAGGAAUGGCAGUGUUGUGGUGAACAGCAGGAUGAAAUUUGGCAAACCAGUCCGAAAUGAAGUCACCACGGUUGUCUACCUCAUCCUGGAGGAUUUCUGCAACACAGCAUAUCAAACCAUGAAUUUAGCUAUUGACAAAUAUUCUCUGGAUGUAGAAUCAGGUGAAAAGGCAGACCCAUGCAAAUUCCAGGCAUGUAACGAGUACUCCAGGUGUGCGGUGAACCGGUGGUCCGGCGAGGCGGAGUGCGUGUGUGACCCUGGCUACUUCAGUGUGGACAGCCUGCCGUGCCAGAGCAUCUGUGACCUUCAGGAGGACUUUUGCCAGAACGAUGGGAAGUGUGACAUCAUCCCCGGCAAGGGGGCCAUCUGCAGGUGUCGUGUGGGUGAGAACUGGUGGUAUCGCGGAGAGCGCUGUGAGGAGUAUGUGUCUGAGCCGAUGGUGGUUGGCAUCGCCAUCGCCUCAGUGGCCGGCUUCCUGUUGGUGGCAUCGGGCGUGAUAUUCUUCCUGGCCAGGACACUGCGGGACGACUAUGACAAGGAUGACUCAGAGGACCCUCUAAGACAUGGCGAAAGCGAGCCGUCCCUGGAGAGGGCCACCAAAUACAACCCCAUGUUCGAAAGCGACAUUGCUGUCGGGUACAACCAGUACUACAGGCGUUACCCAGACAUGCCAGGCUACAGCAAUGUGAGUACAGACGCCUCCAAUGAGUUUUGCAGUGAGGAGAUCAAACAAAUCUACGAGAACAGCCAACUCUCCAAAGAGGAAAUUGAGGAGCGCAUACGGGUAAUUGAGCUGUACACCAAGGACCAGCAGUUUGCAGACUUUAUGCGGCAACACCAAGUGAUCUUGGACAAUCGGAGAGACAGCACGUCCUCAAUAUAGAACUGUGGGGAGCAGAACCCAACUGCUUAGAACCACAAGAACCCUGCCUUUGUCUUUGAAACAAAAAGAGAGAUGUCCUGUGUUGCCAUGGUGUUCCUUAUAGCCUUGGAGGAAGACUGGAGAUAUGGGAAAGGAUGUUUCAGAGGCCAGUUUCUGGUCUCUUCUCUGUGAUGGUGAAAGUGCUUACCAGUGGCUGGACAUGAAAGACUUUGUCUUUUCUUUUUCUUGUGGGAUAUGAACUACUUCUUUUUUGAAUGUUUGAUCUGCGUGUGAUUGAAGCAUUUCUUUUUUGUCUUUCUUUUUUUUCCAUUUCCUCCUUGUUGGAUCCAGCCAAUACGUUUCUUAAAAAAACAUAACCAAAAAAAACUUGCAGCAGACUUUUUCAGACAAACAGUCAACCAACCAUCAACCAAACCAUAUGGUGAAGUGAAACAUUAAGUCAAAAGUCAAUGCUCUUAGUCAAGCCUUUAGCUGUACUGUAAAACUACAUGGUAGGAUGGUCUGUACCACUUUUUCACGGUCUUGUUUUUUUCUUACUCAUCCUCAGUCAUCGGUGCCUUCAUUUGGUUCCCUGGUCUUACUUAUUGUGUGUGGUUGGGGCACUGCUGUGUCUUGAAAUAAGGGAUAGCCUAGCCUAGUCUAGCCUAAUUUGGAAAGUCUCACUGGAAUUCCAAUAUUCUGGAGAAUUCACUGGACGCAGGAUUUAAAAUUCAACAGUGCUUGUGGCAUGGUUCUGACCUAGGAAGCUCUGCUUCUGCAUGGAGUUGAAAUGGACUCUGUAAAUAAUCCUUUGAAUAUGUAUAACCUGCAUCAUGUUGUUGUCCCUCUCGGAACCUUUGGUUUUGGAGGCUGGUGACACAUGUUGGGAGACUGAAAAUGAUGGCUCUAGUUCUCCAGGUAGAGAACCUUGUUGGUUUAAGGAGGGAGGUUGGCACGUUACCGUUCUCUAACCCUCUGCCUCUACUACAUGGGUAAUGGGACAAUGGUGGAAUGGGGGGGAUUUUAAAAUAGAAUUUAGAAAGACAGGUAAUACAGCAAAAUUUGAAUGGCAUGUGUUGUUGAUGAUUUUUGGUGCUUGGUAGUCAUGGCUGGGGCAUCUUCUGCUAAAAAGCUAUCAGAAAUAUUUAUAUGGCCAUGUUUAGUUUUAAAAAAAUAUAUAAGAUGUUACUGUUAACAUCAUUACAAAAAUAUGGGUCUGUCAGGUUUUUGGAUUUAAAUUCACCCCAAUCGAUUUAAAGUUUAAUUUGUUAUGCCAUUUGAAUUGAUUUUCUCCAGCAGAUGGGAUUCAUUUUUACCACUAUAUCACCUACAAAACAAUGUUAAUAGUAUGUGAGAUUUCUGUCACAUGUACUCAGAUACUGUACUUUGAGGAAGUAUCUGCAACAUCCCCUUCUGUGAUCCAAAUGCUCCCUGGUGUUUUUCUUUAGUUUCAUACUCCAGGGCAUUUGCAGCCGCCCAUCCCUGUAACUGUUGAGGAAAAUCAACUGGACAUGACUUUAAAUGCAAUUGUCUGUGACUAUGCUUAUGGUGGAGUAGUAUGAGUAUUGUAGGCUGUGGGGCAAGAUGUCAUUGCAUACAACGGAGGUUGUUUGUUUUUGUAAUAAAUCCA